UUAAAAAAAUUAUAAAAAAUCAUUAAUUGGUUAUCUUAACAUUGGAGAGUCUUUACAACUCCUAUUGGUUAGCAUUCAAUUCUGAGAUUGCUGUAUCUGAGUCCAAAAAAAUUGUGUUGAGUCACUCAGGUUCCAGUUUUUUCUUUCUCUCCACCGAGAUCAAUGGAAAAGAAAGUUGAUAAUAAGUUCACUUGGGUGAUAAAGGAUUUCUCUUCUUUGCAAUCUGAGAAAAUAUUUUCAGAUAAAUUUGUCGUCAGUGGCUGCAAAUGGUAUAUUAGUGCAUAUCCCAAAGGAUACAAGGUUGAUAACUUUCUGUCAUUGUAUCUGGAAGUCCCCGAUUAUGGAUCAUUACCAUCUGGCUGGAGAAGACACGCACGAUAUCGCCUCAUUGUUGUAAAUCAGCGUUCUGAGAAACUCUCCCGGCAACUUGAAGUACAACACUGGUUUGAAGUGAAGUCUAACAGCUGGGGCUUUCCAUCCAUGCUUUCCCUCCAUGAAAUUAAUUCCAAAGAUGGCGGGUUUCUUGUAAAUGGGGAGCUCAAGAUUGCUAUCGAGAUAGAUCUUCUUGAAAUUAUUGGCAAAGUAGAGGUUUGUGGGUUUCAUCUUCUUUCUUCACAGGUUGACUACGUGAGUCGUAUGUUUGAAAAACACCCAGAGACUGCUUCUGAAGUCCAUCUAAAGAACCCUAACAUUAGGACAGGUUACAUGAAUUUGCUACUUAGCCUGAUUGAUACUUUGCAUCAGUCUCCUCACGAGCUCCCCAAGGAUGAUCUGGACGAGGCGCAUUAUGCAUUGGAAUCCUUGACUGAUGCUGGAUUUAAGUUGGACUGGUUGGAGAAGAAAAUUUCACAAGUAUCAGAAAUGAAGGAGAAAGCGAAAGAUGGUGAGAUUCGUAGGCAAGAGAUUGAGACAGAGUUGAAAGAUUUGAAGCAGAAGUGCUCAGACGUGGAGGCCCAACUGGAGAAGGAGAAGUCAAAGGCGCUGGCUACAAAAACUCGUAUCUCAUUCGAUAAUAUUAUUGAAUGAUCUGGAGUCAUUAGACACUUGAAGUUUGUUCUUAUUUGAUUUUAGGCGAAGCU
Brassica oleracea var. oleracea is the source of this 1079-nucleotide messenger RNA. RefSeq names its product MATH domain and coiled-coil domain-containing protein At3g58360-like. The record is from RefSeq and is a predicted model, not a curated record. Gene Ontology annotation, molecular function: protein binding. The transcript is spliced from 4 exons. NCBI's taxonomy places the organism in Eukaryota, Viridiplantae, Streptophyta, Magnoliopsida, Brassicales, Brassicaceae. Bases 163 to 1026 code for a protein of 287 amino acids.